This is a messenger RNA of Drosophila persimilis, 3246 nucleotides long. RefSeq lists its product as uncharacterized. NCBI's taxonomy places the organism in Eukaryota, Metazoa, Arthropoda, Insecta, Diptera, Drosophilidae. Gene Ontology annotation, cellular component: early endosome membrane; late endosome membrane; lysosome. Bases 688 to 2532 code for a protein of 614 amino acids. Gene Ontology annotation, biological process: antigen processing and presentation of peptide antigen via MHC class II; immune response; protein polyubiquitination. Gene Ontology annotation, molecular function: zinc ion binding; ubiquitin protein ligase activity; MHC protein binding. The record is from RefSeq and is a predicted model, not a curated record. The transcript is spliced from 6 exons.
CCCUGUCGAUUUUUUUUUUCGAGUAUCCCACACAAAUAUCCAUAGGAUCAGGAUGCCUUUGUGUUAUAUUUGUAAUUGACAGUGGGGAAAAUAUGUACAAUUUGUGAAAGUUUAACCGAUUGCGGUCAAAGACCUGGCGCAUUGUGACACAGUCCCAACAAAGGGGAAAAUAUCAAUACGAGCAAAGAAACCAUUCUUUGUGCACCAGCUAAAGUAUAUAAUAAUAGACGCACCAACACUCACACACACUUACACACAAGCAGAGGGCCCAGAGCCAAGAGCGAUUGCAGAAUUUCGUUGGCGUUGCGUUGAGCCUCGAAAGAACAUAAAAGUGCAAUAGAUUUGUGUGCUCGUUUGGCAAAAAUCGACGCAAAACGAGCCAAGAGCCAGCGAAAUAGGGAAAAUAUCAAGCUGCGUUUGCUAUAAACAAAGCAGCGCCAGCGUCAGCUGCCCAGCAGCCCAGCAGCCAGAGGGCGACAGCAUCUGUUUAUCAUUGAAAAUAAACAAAAGGCCCAGGCCAUCCAUCCAGCGCGCAUCAAAGACAAAGAACCCUAGGGGUCGCAGCCCCAAAGAGAAGAGAACAGCCCCUAGUCUGCACGACUAUGCGAUACCCUGCCGCGAUCUCUGGCAUUUAAAGAAAGGAGUACGCGCUCCCUCCCCAUCCGUUAUCCCCGGACCGGAAGAGAGAUGCCUUGCGACAACGCCAAAACGUCUUCAGACAUAGAGCAUGUGGAUUGGAACUCCUCCGGUCAGCAUUAUGCCAAUGUCAGAUUCGGUUCUGGCAGCAGCCAGGCCUCGCAAAACAGCGGCGACAUCUGCCGCAUCUGCCACUGCGAGAGUGAUCCUUCGAACCCUCUGCUGACGCCCUGCUACUGCUCCGGCAGCCUCAAGUACGUGCACCAGGCCUGCCUGCAGCAAUGGCUCACUGCCUCCGAGACGAACUCCUGCGAGCUGUGCAAGUUCCCCUUCAUCAUGCACACCAAGAUCAAACCCUUCAACGAGUGGCGCAGCCUUGACAUCUCCGGCAUUGAGCGUCGGCGCCUCUGCUGCUCGGUGCUGUUCCAUUGCGCGGCCGCCCUGUGCGUCAUCUGGUCGCUGUGUGUGCUCAUCGAGCGGGCUGCAGACGACGUGCAACGUGGUCUCAUAGAUUGGCCCUUCUGGACAAAGCUGGCCGUAGUCACGGUGGGACUCACCGGCGGCAUCGUCUUCAUGUACAUCCAGUGCAAGGCCUAUCUGCAUCUCUGCCACCGCUGGAAGGCACGCAACAGAAUCCUGCUGAUUCAGAAUGCGCCGGAGAAGAUCCAUCCGCUGGCACCGCCCUCCCCAGUGGCCACCCGCCACCAUCAGCAUUUCAGUGAGCCCCUUGCGCACGGAGGGACAUCCAGUGGAGCGGUGGAGAUCAAUGCCACUGGCGUGGCUGCAGCCCAUGCCACGCACGACUCGAGCUGUUCGGCACUGGAGAACGGAGCGGGUACGGGCGGCCUGCACCAACAACAGAUGCAGCAGCAACAGCGGCUGCUGAAUGCCUCGCCACACCACAUGCUGCAGUUGGCUGCAGAGCUGGAGGUGCCUCACAGCAGCAGCAGCGCUUGCACUCAAACCGAAGACGCACUCGGACAGCGCCAGCAGCUACCGGGACAGCCCUUGGGUCAGGUGGCGGUGGCCGCCAACAUUGAGUGCUCGCAGUCGCAUCACAACUACGAUCGCGACUGGGCGCUGGACGAUGUGGUGUCGCAGAUCUCCUCGUUCAGGCCCUGUCCCCAGGGAUCGGGAAGCAUGACCCCCUUUCACGACUCCAUACACAACGUGCUGGAGCACUCGGAGGGCUCGAGUCGCGGCUCGGCCACGGAUCUGUGUGCGGGCUCGCGGCAGGAUCUCAGUGCCAGCGGCAUCUCCACAGACACGGGCCGCGAGCACGCCCUCCAGCUCAGCAGCUUCAGUGGCAGCGGGGAACAGAAGGCGCCCUCGACCAGCUCGGGGUUGUCGCAUGCCGUGGCCAAUGGGCUGGGCGGUUUCGUAUACAAGCCGCACCAGACGAAGCGCUACUCAAACUCGUCCAUUUUUCUGGAGAACCGUGAUAUGUUGAACGACCCGAGCGUGAGCCUGGACACCGCUGUGCACCCGUACGACUACAGCACGCCGCCAAAGAUAGACUACCGCCACUCGAGCAUUCUGGGAUCGGACCAGCCCAUCGGCUGCUGUGCCGCCGAUUGUCUGGGCAAGGGCGAGGUGAAAGAGGAGCUGCGCCGCUACUCAGACCCUAAGCUAAAAGCUAGUACGGCGGACACCGUGCUGGACAUUGACCUGCCAACGUCGCCCCUCUCGCCACCAGCAGCCUACGCCAGCCAGCAUCCGCAGCCCACUCUGGUCAUGCACCGCUCCUUCGACAGAGGCGUGAACGGGGCCUGCGCUGGACCGGAGGGGAGAUGCAAGGGACACAGUGCCACCGAUGCCCAGAUGGAUCGGUCGCGCCUCUUUUUCAAGUCGUUGCCAAAUCUCAGCAGCAGCUGCGAGAGUCUUAUCAAAAAGUGAUUGAAGCCCCCCCUCUAAGAGCUCUCUAUUACCCGAUACCCUACCCUCCCCGCACACCGGAGCCCCUUUGUUUUCAAGUAUUCAUCGCUGGUCGAAGCCGACCAACGAUCCAUUUACACACAAGAUACCCACAUAUGGAGAUGGACAUGUUUUUUAUACCGCACAAGCCCUGCUUUAACGACUCCUGCCAAGCGGAGGAUCCACUUAGUUGUUCUUCUCCUUGUUUUACAUAUUAUAGCAAACCCCAUCAACAAUUUGAGACUGCAAAGAAAACCACUUAAAGGAAGAUAAUACUGUACGAUACGAUAAGAGCAGGUGUGGAAUUUGUUCUUCAUUUGGAACAAAGAGAACAUAAGAAUGUGUGGAAUAUAUAACUAGUUUUAGUCGCUGCUUUGUCUCUGUAUUCGUGAUCCACAAACCCAAAAACACAUCCAACAUCCACAUCCACAUCCACCAGACAUUUCACUUGAGUUCCACAGCCCGCUGUCCAAAGCCAAAAAAUCCACAAAAACCAACAAACGAAAGUAAUAUUUAGUACGAGAUGGAAUGAUGGAGGAAGGAUCGAUGGAUCGAAGGAUCGUCAUGGUCUGAUGAUGUGAAAUGUGUACUUUGUUUCUUAACUUCUAAGUCAAAUGAAAUUUUAAAAAUUGAUCUGUGAUUAAGCGUCAUUGAAUAUACAUACAUACAUUAAAUGCAAACGUACAUCCUUACAUA